This is a messenger RNA of Bactrocera neohumeralis, 4023 nucleotides long. It is a transcript of the gene mmy, whose product is annotated as UDP-N-acetylhexosamine pyrophosphorylase. Gene Ontology annotation, biological process: UDP-N-acetylglucosamine biosynthetic process. The record is from RefSeq and is a predicted model, not a curated record. Gene Ontology annotation, molecular function: UDP-N-acetylglucosamine diphosphorylase activity. The coding region runs from base 620 to 2071 and encodes 483 amino acids. Lineage: Eukaryota; Metazoa; Arthropoda; Insecta; Diptera; Tephritidae. The transcript has 3 exons.
AGUAAAAGGGCAUGCCACGUAUGUAUAUUUUUCUCAUUGCUAAAGCUGUCUUAAGAAUUGGCGCACCACAAUUCACUUUCGCUGUUACUUGUAGGAGGGUUUGUUGCUCAGGGACGCCCAGUUAGCUUGCGCAGGUCAGACUAGUUCAGUUAGAUUUUAGCAUUCUGUAGGCUAUUAACUGAGUACCGCAAGCUCAACAAUCAUCUGGUUUGGGUGUGCGCACACGCUACCGCCACUCUUUGUCUUAAAUCAAAAGCUAAACGCCAAGUAACAACAAGCUACAAGAAGAAGGUGUAUGAAGUGGAGAGUAACAGACAGCAAGGCAAUCAAACAAAACAAGUAAACAACCAACCAAACAAGCCGCAGAUUGUCCAAGUAAGCAACAUUUGGCUUGUUGGCUCACAUAUCGCACCUACAAAUGUUCGGCUGAAGCUCAGUAGCGGUCGGGAGACGUUGCUGUGCAGUUGAGUUGGCGCGCUUCUUCUAUACUACAAUCGAGUAGCAUUGUAUUGAAAAAUAAUUUGUUUUCGUUUUGCUCGCAUUAUAUUACGUAUCGUAUUUUUUAUUAUUAUUUAUUUAAUUUGGUUGUCGACUUUUGUGUUUGUUUUUAUCUGCAACAAUGACGGUAUACGACGAACUGUAUGAGCGCCUCUCAAAGGUCGGUCAGGAGCAUUUGCUUAAAUUCUGGGAUGAGUUGACACUCGAUCAGCAGGAGAUUUUGGUGCGUGAUAUAGACGAACUCAACCUGAAAGAAUUGAAGUUAUAUUUUGAACGCGCCACAGCAUCGCUGCAAGAGAAUGGCAUUAAGCUGGAUGAUCGUAUGCAACCUGUGCCCGAGGAGAACCUAGUUAGCAUUGAGCGUACGGCCGAAGAGCGUCUCAAGGCUUAUGAAGCAGAGGGUAUGCGUCAGAUCAGCGCGGGACAUGUUGCUGUCUUGCUAAUGGCUGGUGGACAAGGCACCCGUUUGGGUUUCGCUCACCCAAAGGGUAUGUACGACGUGGGUCUCCCAUCGAAGAAAUCACUCUUUCGCCUACAAGCCGAGCGCAUACAGAAAUUGGAGGAAUUGGCUUACGCCGCUACUGGCAGUCGUGGCAACAUCACGUGGUACAUCAUGACAUCGGAGCACACAAUACAACCAACAAAUGAAUACUUCAUGGCUAACAACUAUUUCGGACUGAAAAGGGAGAAUAUCAUACUCUUCGAACAGGGUUCAUUGCCAUGUUUCGAUUAUGAUGGUCGCAUUAUAUUGGAUCAAAAGCAUCGUGUUGCACGCGCACCCGACGGUAACGGUGGAUUGUACCGGGCGUUGAAACAACAAGGCAUACUGGAGGAUAUUAAAAAACGCGGCAUCUUAUAUUUGCAUGCUCACAGUGUAGAUAAUAUAUUGAUUAAGGUCGCCGAUCCGGUUUUUAUCGGUUAUUGUGUACAAGAGAAUGCCGACUGUGCAGCCAAGGUGGUGGAAAAAUCACAUCCCAACGAAGCUAUCGGUGUGGUCGCCAUAGUGGAUGGCAAAAAUCAGGUGGUGGAGUAUAGCGAAAUAUCGGCAAAAACCGCUGAAAUGCGCAAUCCCGACGGACGCUUAACUUUCAGCGCCGGCAAUAUAUGCAAUCAUUUCUUCUCGGCAGCUUUCUUGCAUCAAAUUGGUGACACAUAUGAGAAACAGUUGAAACUACACGUGGCCAAAAAGAAGAUACCAUUUGUGGAUAAUUCGGGCAAACGUAUUACGCCAGAAAAACCCAAUGGCAUCAAAAUCGAAAAAUUCGUCUUUGACGUAUUUGAGUUUGCGCAAAAAUUCGUCGCUAUGGAAGUGCCACGUCACAUCGAGUUUAGCGCGCUAAAAAAUGCUGACAGCGCUGGUAAGGAUUGCCCAGCUACAGCACGCGCAGAUUUAGCACGUCUACAUAAGCGUUAUAUUGAAGCCGCCGGUGGCAUUGUGCAUGGUGAGGAGUGUGAGAUUUCGCCGUUUAUAAGUUAUGCUGGCGAAAACUUGGCGCCGCUAGUGGCUAGCAAAUCUUACACAAGCCCCGUUUACUUGCGUAGCAAUCGCGACCCCUACCAUGGACAUCUGUGACUUGAUUAGACGUUUUAGAUAUGUGAAUAUGCUGAUAAAUUUAAAUAAGUAGUUGACUGAUGUUAACUGUGUAUGUACAGUUGUAAAAGCAGUUUAUGCUAGAUUUGUAUAGUUUUUGUUAUGAUUUCCGUUAAUUUAAUAUAAACAAAUGUAUGUAAAUUGUAUUUAGAACAAAAUUUAUUGAUCUGUAGACUGUGCGUUAAAAAAUAUUAUCUACAAAUAUUAUAUUUAAUACUUAUUUUACAAUCGAAAUUAAAAAGCGUUUAUGUAAUUUAAAAAAAACACACACACAUUUGCUAAGCAAAAAUUCAGAAAAAAACGUAUGCUACUUAUAACUACUUUGAUUUUCAAAUAUUAAUUAUUCAGUUAGUAGUAUUAUUGUACGCAAUUUUUUAUUUUCUUUAAUAUUGGAACAACAAUUUAUAACUACAUAUUACAACAAUAUUAUACAUACAUACAUAUAUACACAUGCGAGCAAACAUGUGUUUUUUAUAUGACUUUAUGCUUUUUCUUAUAGCUCUUGUAAAUUUUGAGGUUAAAUAUUAUAAAGAAAAUUAAGUGCAAUCUACAUAUAUUAAUAAUCAUGUACUAUCGGGUGAUUUUUUAAGAGCUUGAUAACUUUUUAAAAAAAAAAAACGCAUAAAAUUUGCAAAAUCUCAUCGGUUCUUUAUUUGAAACGUUAGAUUGGUUCAUGACAUUUACUUUUUGAAGAUAAUUUCAUUUAAAUGUUGACCGCGGCUGCGUCUUAGGUGGUCCAUUCGGAAAGUCCAAUUUUGGGCAACUUUUUCGAGCAUUUCGGCCGGAAUAGCCCGAAUUUCUUCGGAAAUGUUGUCUUCCAAAGCUGGAAUAGUUGCUGGCUUAUUUCUGUAGACUUUAGACUUGACGUAGCCCCACAAAAAAUAGUCUAAAGGCGUUAAAUCGCAUGAUCUUGGUGGCCAACUUACGGGUCCAUUUCUUGAGAUGAAUUGUUCUCCGAAGUUUUCCCUCAAAAUGGCCAUAGAAUCGCGAGCUGUGUGGCAUGUAGCGCCAUCUUGUUGAAACCACAUGUCAACCAAGUUCAGUUCUUCCAUUUUUGGCAACAAAAAGUUUGUUAGCAUCGAACGAUAGCGAUCGCCAUUCACCGUAACGUUGCGUCCAACAGCAUCUUUGAAAAAUACGGUCCAAUGAUUCCACCAGCGUACAAACCACACCAAACAGUGCAUUUUUCGGGAUGCAUGGGCAGUUCUUGAACGGCUUCUGGUUGCUCUUCACCCCAAAUGCGGCAAUUUUUCUUAUUUACGUAGCCAUUCAACCAGAAAUGAGCCUCACCGCUGAACAAAAUUUGUCGAUAAAAAAGCGGAUUUUCUGCCAACUUUUCUAGGGCCCAUUCACUGAAAAUUCGACGUUGUCGCAGAUCGUUCGGCUUCAGUUCUUGCACGAGCUGUAUUUUAUACGGUUUUACACCAAGAUCUUUGCGUAAAAUCUUCCAUGUGGUCGAAUAACACAAACCCAAUUGCUGCGAACGGCGACGAAUCGACAUUUCACGGUCUUCAGCCACACUCUCAGAAACAGACGCAAUAUUCUCUUCUGUACGCAUUCGUGUGGUUGGUUUAAUGUCCAAUAAAGUAAACUGAGUGCGAAACUUGGUCACAAUCGCAUUAAUUGUUUGCUCACUUGGUCGAUUAUGUAGACCAUAAAUCGGACGUAAAGCGCGAAACACAUUUCGAACCGAACACUGAUUUUGGUAAUAAAAUUCAAUGAUUUGCAAGCGUUGCUCGUUAGUAAGUCUAUUCAUGAUGAAAUGUCAAAGCAUACUGAGCAUCUUUCUCUUUGACACCAUGUCUGAAAUCCCACGUGAUCUGUCAAAUACUAAUGCAUGAAAAUCCUAACCUCAAAAAAAUCACCCGAUACAUACAUAUAUACAAUGCAAUAUUAUGCAAAAUAAAAAAAAAAUAUUAUGAAAAGCAACAAUA